Anolis carolinensis (green anole) is the source of this 3054-nucleotide messenger RNA. RefSeq lists its product as uncharacterized. Gene Ontology annotation, molecular function: zinc ion binding; nucleic acid binding. The record is from RefSeq and is a predicted model, not a curated record. Bases 1071 to 2792 code for a protein of 573 amino acids. Lineage: Eukaryota; Metazoa; Chordata; Lepidosauria; Squamata; Anolidae. The transcript has 2 exons.
UGCAUCUUAAUUUCCUUACUAGAAAAUAAGUUCAACUGAAUUUAGGAAAACCUACUUUUGUGCGAGUCUGCAGGGGAUCAUAAUCUUAAACUUAGUCAUACCAUUACAUAGCAUUGUAGAGUUGGAAGAGACCACAAGGGCCAUCCAGUCCAACUCACUUAUAUGCAGGAACACCCAAUCAAAGCACUCUUGACAGAUAGUCAUUCAGUCUCUACUUUAAAAUCUUCAGAGAAGGAGACUCCACCACACUCCGAGGCAGCAUAUUCCACUGUCAAAGAGCUCUUACCAGCAAGAAAAAUAGUCCCUUAGGUUUACAUGCAUCUUUUUCCUGAAAUUUUAAUAUUUUUAUGGUUAAAUGUGCCAUUUUUCUUUCUCAUUCAUAGUCUUAUAAUCAGAGAGAUGAAGAAACAAAUAAUAGCUUUCACUAAUGCCCUUACAGUGGCUAAGUUGUAGGUAUUAAGUAGAAUGAGAUAUGUUUGAGCCCUGUGUAGGGAUAAACUGGGAACAAGAAUACAGACAUACUUGUAGAUGGUCCAUAUGGUCUCUUCCAGCUCUAUAAUAUUCUAGUUGUGUAAUUUCUGUAUAUGAACACUGUUACUGUUCCUAUAAAGCAUCUCAGGCUUUUGCACAUUCAGUAUGAAGGUAUAUAUUAGACUGUCAUGGAGCCAGAUCCCAGGGCUGAAUUUCCGAGCCCUGGACCUGGCAUCAUAACAUAAAUAACCCUGAAAGCACCUGGCGGGAGAAGAUAGUAUGAGCCUGGGAACUCAGGGUUGAAAGUAUAAACAAUUAUAAUUGGUAUAGUGUGUGGGAAUAGUAGUAAUGUGAUCCAGAGGGUGGGGUUUGAUGAUGAUAUUUGCGUGUGGUGUUACGUUGCAUCAGAGGUGAUAAAAAUGGAUGUAUGUAAACAUUAGGUCAUUCUCGACUUUUCCAAAGUCAUGUAUUCUUCAAUAAAGAUUGGAUUUGAGAGCAGCUAUCUUUGAUCUGCGUUCAGACUGGUCCUUUGAAGUGAGCCUGACAUUUAAGUCGAGAAUCCCGUUCUCACCCUCCUGCGGAUUCGCAGUGAAGUGAUAAUGAGUGGAGAAGGAGAUCAAAGCCCAAAUGGAGCAGGGGCCCGGCCGUUGGGAGAAGAGACGUUGCAAGCCGUAGCUUCCUCUACGGGGUACCCCAGGCCGAACGGCGUGACUCAGAGGAUUCCCAGAGGAGGAAGAGGCGUCUCUGCGGCUGCAGAAACCAGUUGGGGAUCUGGAGGAAGCAUGCCAGAGACCGUAGCCCUGCGGUUAUCCAUCCUGGAAACUAAUUUAUCCAGGCUGUCGGAAACCGUGGGGAGGUUGGUCCCACUAUUGGAAGAGAAUCUCCAAAAAGAGCCCAUCCGAUAUGGCGCCGAGAGAGAGCCAAGUAAAGAAGGAGAUUGGAGCCAGAGGGGCCAGCGCGCAUCAACGCAGAGUCCCGUGGCGGCGAGGGACGAGGGAGAUGAGGAAUACUGGCGGGAGCUGGAGUUCCGAGACAGAAUGGCCCGCGAAAUGGAGCGCCAGCGAGCUAUGGGAACUCUGAGGCCGCCAACUCCAACAGAACUUCCAACCCCCCGAAUGGGUGUCGGGGUGGAAAGGCCACUGGGGCCAGGGAUCGGGUCCAGUGGAUUAGCAGACAAAGGCGGAGAGGAGCCGGAGAUCCAGGAAGUGGAGGAGGAUGUGCCGUACGACGAGGAAAGGCGAGGUGCGGGGACUACAGCGAGGCCCGCAUUCGGAUGGGUGGAAGGGCCGACAGCAGCGGCAGAAUGUCGGGAGCCGCGCAGAACGACUACCGGAGUGGGGCGCGGCGUGUUCAAAGGGGCCGCCCAAGGAAACCCGAUGCAACCCUUCCCCAUGCCCCCCAGACAGCAUCAACGGGCCGCAGAGUGGAUGCAAAGGAGGGAAGAUCUCAAACUAGAAUACGGAGGGGAAUCAUCUGAAUUGAACUUUUUUCUCAUUAGCAUCAGAGGAUACAUGGAAGAUAAUGCACACACAUUCCCCUCCGAAGCAAGCAUGGUUCGAGCCAUCGGCAACACACUAAAGAGAGGAGCUGCCAGCUGGUAUGCACAACUACAUGCCAGACGCGACCCAUGCCUGAGGUCAGUGCCCCGCUUCCUCGCCGCACUAGAAAACCGGUUCAGAGACCGGCUAGAGCAACUGAGGGCUCGAGACCAGCUUAAAGGAAUAAAGCAGAGGGACAAAACGGUGCCCGAGUACGCAGAGGAAUUCCUCCACCUCGCGGAAAGGGUACCAGAGUGGUCUGAAGUGACCAAAGUGGAGAUAUUUAAAGAGGGACUACGCCCCGAGGUUUUUAGCUGGGCAGCGCACAGAGAUGACCCCGAAACACUCCAGGGCUGGAUCCAACUAGCGGGGCGCGUUGAAUCCACCCUGGCCCAAGUAAAGCGCUUCAGGGGCAGCGGCGGCCAGCAAAGACCGGUGGCGAGAGGUCGAGGAGAAAUGAGGAAGCAAGAAAAGCCCGGAGGGAGGCCGGGGAUCCCCUUCAGAGGAGAUGACAACAAACCCAAACCGGGAUGCUUUGUAUGUGGGAAGACGGGCCAUCGAGCAGCAGAAUGUUGGGCCCGGAAGGGGGAGCCGCCAAAACCCUCAAAGCCCAAGCCAGCAACCGGGAGGCGUGCGGAGGAGGAGGUGCAAGCCCCAAAAUCUUCGGAAAGGCUGGAUUGUGAUGAAAGAAGAACCGAAGAGGAGGAUGAAGAAAACGAGGGCGCCAUGUCAUGGAGCCAGAUCCCAGGGCUGAAUUUCCGAGCCCUGGACCUGGCGUCAUAACAUAAAUAACCCUGAAAGCACCUGGCGGGAGAAGAUAGUAUGAGCCUGGGAACUCAGGGUUGAAAGUAUAAACAAUUAUAAUUGGUAUAGUGUGUGGGAAUAGUAGUAAUGUGAUCCAGAGGGUGGGGUUUGAUGAUGAUAUUUGCGUGUGGUGUUACGUUGCAUCAGAGGUGAUAAAAAUGGAUGUAUGUAAACAUUAGGUCAUUCUCGACUUUUCCAAAGUCAUGUAUUCUUCAAUAAAGAUUGGAUUUGAGAGCAGCUA